Aspergillus welwitschiae is the source of this 1494-nucleotide messenger RNA. Its product is annotated as NADPH oxidase family protein. Gene Ontology annotation, molecular function: ferric-chelate reductase activity. NCBI's taxonomy places the organism in Eukaryota, Fungi, Ascomycota, Eurotiomycetes, Eurotiales, Aspergillaceae. The coding region runs from base 1 to 1494 and encodes 497 amino acids. Gene Ontology annotation, cellular component: plasma membrane. Gene Ontology annotation, biological process: iron ion transport; copper ion import; intracellular iron ion homeostasis. The record is from RefSeq and is a predicted model, not a curated record. The transcript has 4 exons.
AUGAAUCCUUGGUCAAUCACGCAGGGACAUCCGUUCUCGGUGGUAUGGUGGCAUGAAGAGCCCAGACUUCCCACUGAUCCAUCAAACGAUGAAGAGCUUGGAAGAGAACUUUCCAUACUUGGACGGAGUGGCACGGCAAGUGCAGAGAGCAUAAUGGAGCCUAUAACUGAAAGACCAUUCACGUUCUGGUUACUCAUCCAGCCACGGUGGGGUCUAACGAAACAUCUUGCUGCCUACGGGUCCUCAACAAAAUUACGAGCCAUUGUUGAUGGACCUUAUGGUGGAAACUAUGAUCUCAAGGAGUAUGGCCAUGUCAUUAUGUUUGCGCAAGGUAUUGGAAUUGCGGCCCAAAUACCCUAUAUACGUUAUCUCUUAUACGGAUCGCUACGCGGAGAGCUGCCGGUCCGUCGAAUUUCACUGAUAUGGGAAACGCAUUCUUGUAACUUAGCCACAGUCUCUCCGUGGAUGAGACAUCUUUUAAUGGAAGAUUUUGAUAACUAUACCAAGACUCUGAUGCUCAAUAUCAAACUAUACAUCCCGGACGUGAUGAACAAUGAACAGUACGGUCGUCGUGUGAGAAGCUUUGCGCAUCGGGUGAAUAUCAAGGAAGUCUUGCCAAAGGAACUCCAGCAUGAUCGGGGAAAGAUUCUGAUAACAGGUUUGCACUGUCAUCACAUCCUGGAUGUAUCCAAUCUAAUGAGAAAAGCAUCCGCAGUAUGCCCAGAUUCAUUACAUGCUGCAUCCGGCCCGUUGCCAUUAUUAGAUUAUCACAGAAGGCUACACGUGCUUGCAGGUCCCUUAAUCCUCGAGACUUUUUACGCUGUUCAAAAUAAUGCAACAGAGGGCCACAAGGCAAAAGCUGCUCUGCAACAAAUAUCAGCCAUCAAUGCUCAAAUCCGACGGGGAAACUCUGAAAGCAACCUACAAAUUGAACUGGGUGUUAUCGAUAUAGACAUUUUUACCUAUGCGUGGUCUGGCCCGGGCCUUGGGUACUACCUAUACGAUUUCUGCCGGCUGCAACAUUACCCUGUUGAGUGGGCACGCCAACCUCCUCAGCUACAUUGUGUGUACCGACCUUAUAAAAGUCGUUACUGGGACGAUUGCAAUUGGCACACCCCAAAGCUCUUAUUCAGCUUCGUCUGGCAGUUGCGAAAAGCCCGGGAAACACCAGAGAUCAUCGAUGAUCAAGAGACUAUAAUUCUCCAACAUGGGUUGACGUUCAAUCGACUAGUUGUUAAACUUCACUCGCUACACGGAAAUAUAAAUUCAAUGGUGGGACUCAUACAAACCGACGAUAUUCUCCAGUAUCUCAAGGAUCUAGCAAACUCCCUCAAUAGCGAAGACCGGCUUGGAUAUGAAAAGAUACGCGAUGAUCUCCGCAAGACUUGUAUUUUGCACGGGUAUCCUUGUUUGUGGAUUCCGGGCACAUACUCACAGGAAACUGCAAGCAAAGAAAAGCCUCUUACGUUGGGAAUAUUCGCAGGCCUCACAUGA